Messenger RNA from Suhomyces tanzawaensis NRRL Y-17324, 3417 nucleotides. RefSeq names its product phosphatidylinositol-3-/phosphoinositide 5-phosphatase. The transcript has a single exon. Gene Ontology annotation, cellular component: membrane; cytoplasm. Bases 1 to 3417 code for a protein of 1138 amino acids. The record is from RefSeq and is a predicted model, not a curated record. Gene Ontology annotation, molecular function: phosphatidylinositol-4,5-bisphosphate 5-phosphatase activity; phosphatidylinositol-3,5-bisphosphate 5-phosphatase activity. Gene Ontology annotation, biological process: phosphatidylinositol dephosphorylation. Lineage: Eukaryota; Fungi; Ascomycota; Pichiomycetes; Serinales; Debaryomycetaceae.
AUGAAGGUAUUGUACAAGGAAAAGCCGAGGACAAUAGCCAUAUACUCCGAGUCUCACUCAUUGGUAUUCCAACUGUUGAAGGGCCUGAACAAUUCUGUUGCUGUGGAGUUGAUUCCUAAUGAACAGGUCACCAGAGAAAAAGGUUUUAGGAUUCUUGUCCAAAGGGAAAUUUCUGGUUGUCUCGGUUUGAUUAAUGUGGAGGAUCAAGUGUUCUUGGUUGUCAUUACCAGGGCUGUUCAAGAUGUGGCGAGUCCCGUUGAGUAUGAAUCGGUCGAUAGGAUCUAUUCUGUUGAAUUCAUAUCUCUAGUUUCAGAUGAAUGGGACUUCGUUAAUUUAGAUUCUAAUGGGUUUCCAAUAGUGACAGCUGCAAAUGGAACUCAGGAAGAAGAGACAUCUGACUAUGCAAGAUCGGUCCAUCCUUGUCAGGAAUUGAAGAAGUUAUUGUCAAACAGUACGUUCUAUUAUUCAAACAACUUUGAUCUAACAUCACUUUUACAAAAUAGAGGAAUUAUUGGUGACAGAAUCAAGAAUGGCGAUGGUGCUUCCGUUCGUAAAUUAGCAGUGGAACAUUACCAACAAGACUACAUGUGGAACUCAUUUAUGAUGGAGGAGCUUAUAAACUUCAGAUCAAACUUAGAACCCUAUGUCCAAUCUAUAUUGGAUGAUAAUCACUUCUUAACGACCGUUAUUCGUGGAUUUGCGAAGACUAUUCGCUUGAAUUCCUCGGGUGACUCUAUUUCCGUCAUAUCAAAACAAUCUUGGAGAAGAGCUGGAACAAGAUUUAAUGCAAGGGGAAUUGAUGAUAAUGGAUACGUUGCCAACUUUGUGGAGACUGAGUUCAUUUUCAAUUGUCCUUCCCAAUCUUCCAUUUUUGCAUUUGUGCAAAUAAGAGGCUCAGUUCCUACAUUUUGGGAGCAAGACUCAACGUUAAUAAAUCCAAAAAUCACUCUAACAAGAUCGUUGGGUGCAACCCAACCUGUUUUUAAUAAGCAUUUUAGUGACAUUUGCAAUAAGUACGGCGUUUGUCAUAUCGUGAAUUUGCUUUCGAAAACGAAAUCCGCCGAAGUUGCUGUCCUGCGUCGCUAUAAAGAACUCUACACCCAAUCUGAUCACCGGGAGGAGACAACCUUCAGUGAAUUCGAUUUUCACCAUGAAACAAAACCUGCGAGUGGAGGAUUUGCUGGUGCUUCGAAGAUUUUGGCAUUACUCCACCAGUCAUUAGAACAAUUUGGCUGGUUUUAUUAUGACACGGAACAGGGAGAAGUUUGUACCCGUCAAGAUGGUGUUUUCAGAACUAAUUGUCUAGACUGCCUUGAUAGAACCAAUUUGAUCCAACAAGUUAUUAGUCAGUACAUUUUGGAACAUAUAUUGAGAAAUCAAUCACUCAAUCACGGUAAUAGUUCAAGAGAUAGGGCACGGAUAGAGGACACAAUCAAUAGACACAACUCUUUGUGGGCUGACAACGGUGAUGCUAUAUCACAAAUUUAUACUGGUACAAACGCAUUGAAAUCAUCAUUUUCAAGAUCCGGGAAGAUGAACUUCGCUGGUGCUCUUUCAGAUGUUACCAAGUCUGUUUCAAGAAUGUAUCAGAACACAUUCGUAGAUGGGAAGAAACAAUCAACGAUGGACUUGUUACUCGGGUAUGACUCGAAAAAUUCCAUUCCAGUCCAGAUCUAUGAUCCAAUUAAUGAACAUGUUGCAGGAAAAUUGAAGAGCAAAGCCGGCAUUUAUACUACAUGGAAAGAUAUCAUUAUUUUUGCUGGUACAUACAAUGUUAAUGCACUAGAUCCAUCGUUCAGUUCAAUUGAUUUGUCUUCCUGGCUUUUUCCACCCGAAAACUUAGAUCUGGGACUUCCAGAUGUCUAUGCAAUAGGUUUGCAAGAAAUAAUUGAGCUAAAUGCUGGAUCCAUUUUAAAUGCAGAUGCAUCAAAGCCCACGAAGUGGGCAAACAUUUUAACAGACCAAUUGAAUUCUAAUGGUGAACAAUACUUAUUAUUGAGAACUGAGUCAAUGUCAUCUAUGUCAUUGUUCUUAUUCGUCAAACAAUCACAGGUUCAUAACGUUACUCAAGUGGCUGGAUCUUCUAAAAAGACAGGGAUGGGUGGAAUGACUGCAAAUAAAGGUGCAUGUGCCGUUCGAUUUGAUUAUGGACUGACCUCAUUUGCAUUGAUUACUUCUCAUUUGGCAGCAGGAACUGCAGCUGUCACAGAGAGGUUUAAUGAUUAUUCGACUAUUAUGCAAGGAUUGACAUUUACAAGAAACUAUACAAUUGCAGACCAUGAUCAGAUUAUUUGGUUUGGUGACUUGAAUUACAGGAUAUCAAUGACAAAUGAUCAAUGUCGAUCAUUAAUUGAACAUGGGGCUUUUGAUGAAUUGUUGGCAGUAGAUCAAUUAAAUCAGGAGAUGACACAGAAGGGAGCCUUCUAUGGAUUUAAAGAGGGAAGGAUCAAAUUCUAUCCAACUUAUAAAUUUGAUAAAGGGACAUCGAAUUAUGAUUCUUCUGAGAAACAGAGAGUUCCUUCGUGGACGGAUAGAAUUCUUUUCAAAAGCGCAAGGGGUAUCAAUGAUUUGAAGCAAUUGAACUACAAUUCUGUGAUGAGUAUUACACUCAGUGAUCACAAGCCUGUUUUUUCUACUUUAGCAGGCAAAGUUGAGUGUAUUGAUCGAGAGAAGAAGACAAAAUUGUUCAAAAGUUUGUAUGAUUCCUAUAAGUCAGAGCAUGGCAAUUCAGAUAUUUCUUUAUUGGACAUAGACUCUAGUUCUACUUCCAGGGCAUCGAACUCUUCGGCUAGCAGUACCUUUACUAUAGAUACGCUCUCCGAAAUGAACAUACUUGAAGAUAACUCCAGUCCAAGUCAAUUAGGCGCAACCAAAGCAAGCAAAUUACCAAGAAGGCUACCCCCAACCCCAAGUUCUAGAUCUCAAGUUCCUGACAGUUCUAGUUUUCCUCAGAAGCCAAUUCCUAGAAAGUUACCACCCCCUUUUGAUUUGGGCCAAAACCAGAACCCCCCAACACCCCCUCCAGCAAGAAAAACAAUUGCUAACUUAAUGACUGCAUCCUCAGAGUCUAUCAAGGUGCCAUUUGGAUUUUCCUCAGCACCUUUAAUUCCGAGCAGAUCAAACUCCACCACCCCAUCCAAGGAAAUAUCCUCUACCUCAGGCAACACUACGCAUUCGGAGUCCGUCAAACCAAUGAUACCAACGAAACCCACCAAUCUUGCCGGGAAUAAAUCACGAACGAGCGAUGUAUUGAGUCAAAACAGUUUCGAAUCAGAAUCGCAUAGAACUACCAAUGUCUCAACACCUACUGGAACAUUGCACGGGGAAAAUGGGGCAAAUGGGGCAAAUGUAAACGAAGAAACUCAUAAACCGAAUUUCGGCUCCUUAUCCGACUGGAAGCCAUUGAUUCCAAAGUAA